AUGACAUGCCACUUGCUGUCUAUUUUCCGUGACGAGUUUUCUGCUUUUUUCGACUUACAUCAUUACGCAGGCAAAAAUGACAGCUAUUUAUCUUUCUGGCUAGUCUUCUCAGUGAGUGAGAGGUCCAUACGCCGUCAUUUUGGCUCCAAUGAGAUAGUUGGGGAGCAGAGUGAAGAAGAAACGAACAACUUUGGAGAAUUGUUGAAGAUUCGAACUGUUUCUGUUAUCGGACGUGCUUCACGUGAAGACAAGGGAAUGAAAUUGCGCAUGAGCGUCGAGGUACAGUUAUAG
Molecule: messenger RNA, 291 nt
Organism: Cylicocyclus nassatus
Lineage: Eukaryota; Metazoa; Nematoda; Chromadorea; Rhabditida; Strongylidae
Source: the annotation of a GenBank genome assembly